Messenger RNA from Oncorhynchus masou masou (cherry salmon), 2521 nucleotides. RefSeq names its product zinc finger protein 22-like. The transcript has 2 exons. The record is from RefSeq and is a predicted model, not a curated record. NCBI's taxonomy places the organism in Eukaryota, Metazoa, Chordata, Actinopteri, Salmoniformes, Salmonidae. The coding region runs from base 237 to 965 and encodes 242 amino acids. Gene Ontology annotation, biological process: regulation of transcription by RNA polymerase II. Gene Ontology annotation, molecular function: RNA polymerase II cis-regulatory region sequence-specific DNA binding; DNA-binding transcription factor activity, RNA polymerase II-specific.
UUUAGUGGACGGGACGUUCAACAACAGCUUGUCAGACACCUCGGUAGCUUUCUAGCAAACAUAGCUACAACAUUCACGCUCUUUACACUGUUUUGGUGUAUAUUAAACACACUUCUGUUGUAUGUACUUGUUGGCCCAUUCAAUUAUAUAUUUACGUUGUUUGUCAGCUAGCUGAUUUGCUAAGGUAGCUUGGACCUAGGCUAGUCGCUGAUGCUAGCUUGCUAACAUCUCCGAGCAUGAGUUCACUAAGCUACUCUCCUGAUAAAGAAGACGAGGUCUGCUGGACGGAGAAAGAAGCUCUGGUGAAAGAGGAGGAGGAAGAGGAGGAUGUUACAAUACAAAAACAAAUAGAGGGUGAAACUAUUACCAUUUCAGUGAAAGAAGAGGAAGACCCGUUCAGAGUGAAAGAAGAGGAGGAUGUUAUAGUAAAAGAAGAGGAGAAAGAGGAGGAGGGGGUGAUUUCUGUCACAUUGGAGGGAGAAGAGGAGGUUGGAGAUCUGUUUAACACCAGAGAGAGACGGGACUACCGUGGGUCCUCUGGGGAGCCUCAACAACCUCAUGAUGCUGACGAGGCAGAGAAGAGUCUCUCCAGAUCAGAACACCUGCAGAGAUCCACAGGGAAGAGAAUUCACUGCUGCUCUGACUGUGGGAAGAGAUUCACCUCCUCAUCAGGCAUUCAAAUUCAUCAGAGAAUCCACACAGGAGAGAAAUCUUAUGGCUGUGAUCAAUGUGGGAAGAGUUUUGUUCAAUAUCGCCAUCUGAAGAUACACCAGAGGACACACACAGGAGAGAAAUCAUAUAGCUGUGAUCAAUGUGGGAAGAGUUUUACUCAGCUAAGCAGCCUGAUAUCACACCAGAGAACACACAUAAGCGAGAAACCUUAUAGCUGUACGCAAUGUGGGAAGAGUUUUACUCAGCUAAGCAUCCUGAUAUCACACCAGAGAACUGUUGUGACGUUGUAUUAGUUAAUGUGACGACUGUUGCUCAUCGAAUUAUUAAAUGUUUCUAAUUGCGUGCUGAAAUGAAUCAAGCAAUUAUUAACUCAUUAACCUGGGGCACCAUGGGAAAAUUAGUUUUAUUGAGUUUCUAUUUCCCAAAUUAACUCAAAGAAUAUCAGAAUAUCGAUUUUAUAACCUUCGCUAAUUAAUCAGUUUCCUUUACAAUCUCAUUCUGAACGUCGCAUAAUCCUUCAAUCUGCGCAAACCCGAGUCCCACCAAUGAGUUCGUACCACACCAAUCUUAGUUGAGUAUUUAUUUACUAGAAAGCUAAAAUGAUGAUAAAAGAUACACAUACACCAAAAACACAGUCUAGGCUAUUGAUUAGAACGUAGUAUUAUGGGCCAACACACUAUGGCGCGUGUUACCCAAAAUGGGGAUUUAAAAGAGAGAGAAAAAGUGAAAGCACACGAGAGAAAUAUACAUUUGGAUGCAUUUGUCAGCUAUGCUUAUUUUAACCCUAGCCUUGCCCCAAACUGCCGCUCUUAUGGGUCAGAAUAUUAUGAUGUAAUUACGUGUGGCAGGUCUCAGAUGGGAAGCUCCGCGUGGGUCGCUUUGGCUUCUCAAUGACGCACUUCUCCGGCGCAACUCUCUGGUCAUCCUCACGAUGUCAGUGUUCAUUUGGUCUGAUUCCUCGCCCUUUCUCUGGGAGGAGUCUUCUGAGGACAGACAGAUCUGUAGCUCAGGGCUCACAGCCUAGGAAUGAAACAGUGUAUAUACCACGAUUCAAUGGAGAGUGGAGGUUAGGUGGUCCGGCUUAAAUUCACCCGCUAAGACACAGCUACUCAUCAGUAGCAUGGGUAGAAAAAUAUUUCUUUGUCUUCAACCUUGGGUUGAGUUUUGGGUUCGUUUACUUUUUAGACCUAGGCUGCAGCUUGGGUCACUUAGUCUGAUCUGUUCAUUCUGACUCACAGGUCUUAUACCCUCGGGUCAGAAGUGGGCGUAACCGCCUUCAGGGCAAUUCUCUGGGUGUACCAAGUUAAGAGGCAUGGUCUAGAUUUUACUCAAAUCCAAUUUUAGACAACUAACUUCACAUUUCAACUUUACCAAAACAUUCUCUUUGAUUUGAACAUUUUCCACACAAUGUCCAAUGAAUAAACAUCAAGUGUAUCCUAGGGAAAUUCUUAAAGUUACAAUGUUUUGGUAAAGAUAUUGUCCUUUAACCUUUAAUAACCAGACAAAAAUGACAUACAUUUUCAUAUUCCAUCUAGCGUCAUGACCACCAUUGUGGCUGAUGGAAACCAUUGUUCCAAAGUCCCUUUAUUGCAUGUUCAAUGUUCUGAGGCUGGUUCUCCAUAGUGAAAGGAAUGUUGUCUGUGGCCUAAGAUUUACCUUGGGCGUGAGGGGUCAUAAAACCCCCACAUCUUCAGACCCCUAGAUCUCUCCUCUGUUGGGGGUGAGAGAUUAUCUGUAGGGUUGUGGUCUCCUGUAACCUGUCCUGAUCAGGACAGUCAUGACAGAACACACACAGGAGAGACACCAUAUAGCUGUGAUGAAUGUGGGAAGAAAUAUUUUAGCUGUACUC